Molecule: messenger RNA, 723 nt
Organism: Colletotrichum scovillei
Lineage: Eukaryota; Fungi; Ascomycota; Sordariomycetes; Glomerellales; Glomerellaceae
Exons: 1
Coding region: 1-723 (240 amino acids)
Source: RefSeq, a predicted model, not a curated record
AUGGAUAUGGGAAACCGCAACGUUGCCAAGCGCGACGAGGAAGAGGAGGAAGAGAUUCGAGAUGUUCGCCGACAAAUGCAAGAUGCCGAAGCAGCCAACGCCCAAGCUGUCGCCGCAGGAGCUGCAAAGCAAGCGAGCGCGCCCAACGCCAACGCGCUCCCUCUUGAUCCGAACCAGCUUCUCUCAGUCCUAGGUCUCCUCAGUGGUCAACCUCAAGCCACGCCAGCGGCACCUGGACAGCCCGUGGCUACAGGACUGCCUCCGAACAACAAUGCCAAUGUACCGACGGUCACCAUCUUCGUGACGGUGACGCCCCCAGCUGCGACACAGACCGUGAUGAUCAUGGUCCCGACAACAGUUACGGUGACUGCGACACCAGUAGCGCCUCCCCCAGUCAAUCAGCCUCCUCCUCCACCGCCAGCCCCGCCAAUUCAGACAUCACCGCCGCCACCAGCACCGCCGAUGAGCACUCCGCCGCCUCCUCCUCCGCCGGUCGUCGCCCCCCCACCACCUCCACCACCGCCUCCAGCCAGCGGGCUCACUAUGCCUCUUGUUGGAGCGAGCCCGUUCCCGAUGCCGCCUCCUGCGGCGUCCGUGUCUGCCCCCAUGUCUUCAGCAUCAUCAACAGGAACUCCCAAGGGAGCCGGCGGUACUCCUACAGCUGUAGUAUUGUUGGGUGUCUUUGGCGGUGUUGGUAAGUCAAGCUUGCUGAAGCUCAACUAG